Messenger RNA from Australozyma saopauloensis, 2253 nucleotides. It is a transcript of the gene IFM1, whose product is annotated as translation initiation factor 2. Gene Ontology annotation, molecular function: GTPase activity; GTP binding; translation initiation factor activity. Gene Ontology annotation, cellular component: cytoplasm. The record is from RefSeq and is a predicted model, not a curated record. The transcript has a single exon. NCBI's taxonomy places the organism in Eukaryota, Fungi, Ascomycota, Pichiomycetes, Serinales, Metschnikowiaceae. The coding region runs from base 1 to 2253 and encodes 750 amino acids. Gene Ontology annotation, biological process: translational initiation.
AUGUAUUCUCGAGCCGCCCUCCUUCUCAAAAAGGCCGGCACCGAGCACUGGGCUUCUCGCCCAUACUCCUCUUUUAAAGACUUGCCCAAAGUAGGUCCUGUUGGUGGCAACAAGCCCCGUCCGAACAGGUUUGCAGAAAUGUACGACAAGAAAUCCAGAACCAACAAUGGACAAGGACGUUCCCCUGAACAAAACACACAGCACAACAACAGAAACUUCAGACAAAAUGGGCAAUCCCUGCCAUAUCAGGGUUCUACGCCUCGCUCUAGACAAGAUGCGACCGCAUCGCAGCACCAAGAAUAUUCUCGCCUCAAACAGAGAUUCAAUGAAGAGAAGCAGAGGCAAAAGGAGUAUCUGCAGCCGUCUUCGAAGCCCCAGGCUGUUAAGAAGCGCAGAAGAGUGCGCGAGCCGGUCAAGAUCACCAUCCCACCGUUUGUCACUGUGUCUACAUUGUCAUCUAUUCUAAACGUUCCACUCUCUAGAUUUCUUAAAAGACUCGAAAAGAUGGGUUAUGAGGAAAUGACCCACCACUACAUCUUAGAUAAAGAAAACGCAUCGUUGAUCGCGGACGAGUUUGGGUUUGAAGCGACAGUGAGCGAGGAGCAGGACAAUGAUCUCCUUCCAGCGCCUGUAGAUGAGAGCAAGUUGAAGCCCAGACCGCCGGUGGUUACAAUUAUGGGUCAUGUUGACCAUGGCAAAACUACAAUUUUGGACUACUUGCGUAAAUCGGCGGUGGUAGACAGCGAGUUUGGAGGCAUCACGCAGCACAUCGGUGCGUUCUCCGUGAUGACGCCUGUCUCCAAGAAGAAAAUCACAUUCUUGGAUACUCCCGGCCAUUCGGCUUUCUUGAGUAUGAGGGAGCGUGGUGCCAUCGUGACAGAUAUCGUCAUUUUGGUAGUGGCAGCAGACGACUCUGUGAUGCCCCAAACAAUUGAGGCCAUUAAGCAUGCCCAGAAGUCAAAUGUUCCUAUAAUUGUGGCUAUCAACAAGUGUGAUAAGCCAUCAAAAAACAUUGAGAAGGUUCUCAACGAUCUUUCUCGCUAUGGAGUGGAUAUCGAGGAUUAUGGUGGUGAGACACAAACUGUUCAAGUGAGUGGUAAGACCGGACUCAACAUGGACAAAUUGGAAGAAGCCGUUAUCACGCUUAGUGAAUUGAGCGACUUUCAAGCUGAACCUACUGGUGUGCCAGCUGAGGGAUGGGUUAUCGAAUCCCAAGUUGUCACUGGAUUGGGUAACAUUGCCACCGUUUUGGUCAAGAGAGGAACAAUGAAAGUCGGCUCAUACCUUGUUGCCGGCACCACAUACUGUAAAAUUAGAGGUAUGAAAGACGAGUUUGGAAAGACUGUGAAAGUAGCAGGACCUUCGACUCCAGUCAGAGUUUGGGGCUGGAAAGAUCUUCCCCUGGCUGGUGAUCGAAUCAUUCAAGCAGACCUGGAGCCUGUCUGUAAAAAGGUCGUUCAAGCGCGGGAGGAUAGAGAAAAACAACAGCAGACCAUUAAAGACAUCGACUCUAUCAACAAGAAGAGAAAGCAAGAGGUUGAGGAGAUGGAACUACAGGAGAAAAUCAAUGAGCGCAAAUUGGCUGGAUUGGAUGCAACUGACCUAAUCAAAGAAACUGAGGCAGCCACGCAGAAAGUUCAUUUCAUUGUCAAGAGUGACGUUUAUGGUUCUGCUGAGGCCAUCAAAGAGAGCAUUGAAGGACUUGGAAAUGACGAAGUUCAAGCACUGGUCAUUUUCUUCGAGGCAGGCCCUCCCACCAAGUCCGAUUUGGAAAUGGCUAGCGCACUUGAUGCGCAGAUUUUGUGCUUCAACGUGAAGGUUCCUAAGGCCAUCCAAGCUGAAGCAAGUCAGCUCAAAGUCAAGAUCCUGGAACAGAACAUCAUCUAUCGUUUGAUCGAACAUGUGACAGAGGAUCUUACGUCUCGUCUCAAGCCUCACAUCGACAUCAAGAUUUUGGCAGAGCUUGAGAUUCGUGCCGUAUACGAUAUCACUGCUAAAAACAAGGCAAUCAUCAAAAUUGCUGGUUGUAAAGUCAACAAUGGUACGUUGAAGAGGUCGUCGCAAGUCCGUGUGAAACGUAACGGCAAAAUUGUAUUCACCGGUGAAUUGUCAUCCCUUAAGCAUGUCAAGGACGAUGUGACUGAAGUGAAGAAGGGUUUGGAAUGUGGACUCCAAUUUGACAAAUGGAGCAAGUUCGAAGCCGGUGAUGCUAUAGAGGCUUUCGAGGAAGUGGAAGUGCCUAGAUUCUUGUAG